Messenger RNA from Colletotrichum truncatum, 1602 nucleotides. Its product is annotated as xylosidase. Gene Ontology annotation, biological process: carbohydrate metabolic process. The record is from RefSeq and is a predicted model, not a curated record. Lineage: Eukaryota; Fungi; Ascomycota; Sordariomycetes; Glomerellales; Glomerellaceae. Gene Ontology annotation, molecular function: hydrolase activity, hydrolyzing O-glycosyl compounds.
AUGGCAGAAACUCACGUUUACCGCAACCCCAUCAUCCCCGGAUUCGCUCCUGAUCCGUCCGUCGUAUUUGUCGAUGGGAUUUUCUACCUCGUUACAUCUUCCUUUCACGUCUUUCCCGGAAUCCCAAUCUACGCGUCGACGGACCUGCAAGAAUGGAAGCAUAUUGGCAAUGCGAUCAACCGCAAGGAGCAACUCGACCUCAGCCGAGCCGGAACUGCUGUGAUGCCCCUUGACACUGGAAAUAUCAUGGUCUCGAGCGCAGGCCUCUUCGCCGCAAGCAUCCGAUACCACAACGGCACCUUUUACAUCGUUUGCACCAACGCAACUCGCGAGAAUGAUGAAUUUUGCCUCGACAACUUUUACAUCAGCACAACCGACAUUUGGUCUGGACAGUGGUCCGACCCCAUCUCCUUCCCCUUUAGCGGCAUUGAUCCCAGCAUGUUCUUUGAUGAGGACGGCCGUGUCUACGUCCAGGGCUGCUGGAUGAUUAACCGCUUGCAGCAACCUAGCUGCACGAUCAAGCAAUUCGAGGUUGACUUGAAGACUGGCCAGCCUCUGUCUGAAAUCAAGGAAAUCUGGGGCGGAUAUGCAAAGUAUGACACAGAGGGUCCUCACAUUUACAAGCGGGGUGAAUACUACUACCUCCUUGUAGCUGAGGGCGGCACCUUCGAGCAUCAUCUGCUGAGCAUUGGUCGCUCAAAAAACAUCUGGGGCCCUUACGAAUCAUGCGAGACGAACCCUAUUAUGACUGCCGAUGGCAAGCCGGAUGAGUACAUUCAGAACAUUGGCCACGGCGAGCUCUUCCAGGACCAGAACGGACUGUGGUGGGCCGCGGUUCUUGGUGUUCGGAAUGACAACAACAGCCCGCCUUUGGGUCGCGAGACGUUCUUGACAGCGGUGGACUGGCCUGAAGGUGGCUGGCCUACUGUGCAGCAGCCCAAGAUGCAGUUCGAGCGCAGCAUACCGGGUUCUCCUGGCGAUAGCAGCAAGAAGCUGCCGUCCCCCGAGGAUGUCGACUAUGUUUACAUCCGCGAUGUGGACUUUGAAAACUACGAAUUCGGCGGCAAAGAUGACGAGCGAGUCUUUAAACUGCGUGCCAGCGCCUCCACCAUCUCCACCCCGUACGGCACGGCCACUUUCGUUGGCAAGCGUCAGAGGUCCCUGGACGCCAGCGCCUCUGUCGUUCUAGAUCUUUCUGCUACACCAUCUGGCAAGGCUGUAGCCGCAGGAUUGACGGUUUACAAGGACGCAUUGCGCCAUGUGUCCCUGGCAUACGACUUUCAAGCAUCCAAGCUCACUUUUGACGUGACGACGACAUCGGAGGACAAGAAGCAAUCCGUCAACCUGCCUGUGGAUGCCUCCGCCACAGCAUUGAGGUUGCGCGUCGAAACAUCAACGCAGGAAUGCAAAUUCUUUUAUGCGACAGAGGAGAACUCUCCAUGGAAGGAAGCUGGAGUGGCCCGCGUGGCGGACUUGGUCGCGAGAGAGAUGACUGGGCCUAUAUUCGGCCUGUUCGCGCAUGCAGUGGAGGACCAGGGCGUUGGAAGCGAGGUGAAAUUCGAAAAGUUCAUUUUGGAAGGGCAGAAGAGCCUUGUAGAAUAA